Molecule: messenger RNA, 6126 nt
Organism: Oppia nitens
Lineage: Eukaryota; Metazoa; Arthropoda; Arachnida; Sarcoptiformes; Oppiidae
Gene: Hel89B
Product: TATA-binding protein-associated factor 172-like
Exons: 3
Coding region: 454-6126 (1890 amino acids)
Molecular function (GO): DNA binding; ATP-dependent chromatin remodeler activity; ATP binding
Source: RefSeq, a predicted model, not a curated record
UAGAGAGAGAGAGAGUGUGUGUGUGUUUGUUAGAGAAUCGGAUAAAUAAAGUGGAAUUUAUUUUUCGGAACAAUCGGCGAACACGUCUACCAACAUAUCAGUUGUUGACCGGAAAUUUUUUCGGUCAUUUGUUUUGUUAUUAUUAUUAUUAUAUAAUAUUAGAGAUAUUGUUGUCAAUAGUGUCGGUGUUAUUGUUAUUAUUGUUGUUGUUGUGGCCGACAGUCGUCUUGUUUGUCGUGUAAACACCAAAGCAAUGCAUUGGAUCUGUUUUUAGGUGAUUAUUGUUGUUGGACGACAACGACGACAGCGGACAAUGAGAUAUAUAACAUACAUCUUCUCUCGCCAUUUACCGUCUGAAGAGGUGAUCAAACGAUAACAUUAAUCAAACGUCGCCGACAAGUGUUGGCGUCAUUGAAAAAAACUAAAACUCUUGGAUCACAACCACACCGGACAAUGAGCUCACGAUUGGACCGGUUGUUGCUGUUGCUGGAGACCGGUUCGACGGCCGUCACCCGCAAAGCGGCCGCACUCCAGUUGGGCGAAGUCCAGCGACUACAUCCACACGAAUUGCAUAAUCUGCUCAACAAAGUGCGACCAUAUCUCCGAAGUAACUCAUGGGAGACCCGUAUCGCCGCCAGUCAGGCCGUUGAAGCCAUUGUGGCCAAUGUGCCGGUUUGGAUGCCUGCUGGCAGUCGGCUGACAUCAUCAUCCGGCAGCGAAAUCGAUUGCCAAAUGACUGACGCCUCCUCAUCGUCGCAGAGCACGACUACGACGACGACGACGGGCAGCACCGGUAGGAUGAGCUUCGAAAAGUAUGACAUCAAUACAGUCAUCAAAUGUGGACACAAUCUGUUGGCCUCAGAAGGAAAAGAGUUCGAUGAUAUCGGUGACAACAACAGCGCCACUACUGCUAACUCGGCGGUGGAUUUAAAGGAGAAGAUUGCUCUCCAGCGACAAGCGUUGAAUCAUAAGUUAGGUCUCGAUGUCGCCAAUCAUUUGGGCUUACAAUUGGAUUUCAUUACAAACUCAGAUCUAACUGAUGAUCGAAAACCUAAUUCUGAAGUAAAUAGUUUACAACAAAAUACCAAUAAAUUAGAUGAAAUAUUGACGAAAGCGACGGGAAGUUCGUUGAAAAGAAAAUUAAAGAAAAGACGUCAAUCAACGGAACAAAAAUCAAGUAUCGAUGAGAGCAAUGGUGGACUAAAAAAGAUUAAAACAGAAACUGAAGAUUCGGAUAGCAUUAACUCGAAUGAUAGUAACACUUUCGACAUUACACAGACCAACGAGUGGCCACUCGAAUCGUUUGCCGACGAAUUAUUAUCAGAUUUGUUCAGUGCCUCGUGGGAAGUCAGACACGGAGCGGCCACUGCGCUGAGGGAAAUCAUAAAAUUACAGGGAAAGUGUGGCGGUCGGACCAACUCUACGCCCAGCCAUCUCAUGGAUCAAAUGAAUCAGUUAUGGCUCGAAGACAUAUCACUGCGGCUAAUAUCUGUCCUGGCAUUGGACCGAUUUGGCGACUUUGUCUCAGACCAAGUGGUAGCGCCCGUACGCGAGACAUGUGCUCAGGCAUUGGGUUUAGUUCUUAACUUACUAGUAUCAGACGGUGUAUAUAAUGUUUUGAAAAUUUUACUACAAUUAUUGAAAUCUGAACAAUGGGAAGCAAGACAUGGAGGAAUGCUCGGUCUUAAGUACCUGUUGGCCAUUCGACAGGAUAUGACUUGUCAUUUGAUUCCCAUUGUUUUUCAACCGAUUUUCAACGGUCUCAAAGACAGUGUCGAUGAUGUAUCGGCUGUCGCUGCGGCCGCUUUGGUGCCGAUCAAAGAGGAUUUAAUGAAAACACUGCCUGAAAAAGUGCCGAUUGUUAUCAACUACUUAUGGGAAGCACUUCCAGAUCUUGACGAUCUGAGCUCAUCAACUGGCGAUUUAUUAAUGCUAUUAUCUUCACUAUUAGUAUUUAAUUCCGAUACAAAUUCAACGCAAAAUUUAGUCGAAUUAGUUCCCCGUUUGUGGCCAUUUCUCAAUCAUUCGCUAAGUUCUGUACGCAAAUCGGUAUUGGAAUCGCUUCUCAUCUUAUGUUCGAAAACAUCAACUGAUUGGUUAACCGUAUCGUUACUAUCAGACAGUAUGAGACUACUAUUUCAGAGAUGUCUACUCGAGAACAAUGAAGAUAUAUUGAAAAACUUAUAUGAAGUUUGGUUCAAAUUUACUACUAAAGCCAGUCUUGAGAAUGUAAUGCAAGCCAGUUGUCAACAUCUGAGCGGUUGGUUCUGUCUGAUGAUGCAUCCGGCGAAGAUACCGAUCGACGCAUCCACAUCACAAACAUGGUUACAAUUAAGAGGACAAUCAUUGAGUAGUCAUCAGAGUCCGGAUGAUAACCAGAGCUAUAGCUACAAAUCAAGACAUAACAAACCCUAUGAUAAUCAUAACGGCAGAGAACAGUAUUUUAUUGGUGGCACCGAAUUGUUGGCCGACAAUCCCGAAGAUAGAGAACGCUUUGUUAUACGUGCCAGACAUCAGGCGGCAAAGUUUAUCGGUUUGUUAGCCUAUUUUGUUACCAAACCGCUCUAUGAUACCCAACCGUCGGCAAUGGAUUCAUUCGCCAACAUAUUAUUAUUUCAUUUGAGUUCAAAGUCAGCGAUGCAGAGGAUGUGCAUCGCUUGGGUGAUCAAAGAAUGGGCCAAAGCUUUCAACAAUGUAUUGGACGUUACUAUCGACGACAACAACGAUAAUACUAAAAACAAUUGUUGGCCACAAUCGGUGACCGAUAAGUGUUUGGAUUGUCUCCAAGAAAUUGUUUAUUUCGAUGAAAUCUCAUCCCAUUUUACACGACUGCAACUCGAAUCAAGAGAUUUUGUAAAUCUUGUUAAGAAAAAUAAGUUUACCAUAAAUGAAGAAAUCUAUAAACCGGGAGCUGUCUAUACAUUUGAACAGAUAAACUCUUUGGCCAAUUCUGUGAUCCAAAGUCCACAAUUGAAGUCGAAAUCAAAACAAACAGAAGUAAUUGAGGAACGAUGUCGUGGAUUAUUAAAGACGACGUCACAGAUAUCCAAAUAUCAGACAUCAUUGUCCACAUGUGUAUUAUCAUCGUUAGCCGGUUCGCUCAUAUCAUGGAAACAAUUGCCAUCAAAACUGAAUCCAGUGGUCAGACCAUUGAUGGAUUCGUUGAAAAUUGAAGAGAACGAACAACUUCAGUGUGAAUCAGCUCAUAGUUUAGUCGGUCUGUUGAGUCUGUGCUGCGACCGAAGCACACAAACCACAACAAAUGAUAGCACUGUAUCACCAGUUCCUAAAAUAAUUAAGAAUCUGAUAACCUAUUUAUGUUGCGAUCGAAACUUUACGCCCGAAGUGAAACCUUUGGACUCGACGACAACAACACAAAAACAAUCGGGAAUUAUAUGUUUAGAUAAUAUGCAAAAGUUUGCCGAACGUCAGUCAUUUAGACGAUCUAACUCUUUGAAUGCCAACAAAAAGUCGAAAUCAAUUGACACAUCGGCGACGACGACUUCAAUUGACGAAACUGGUGGUUCUUCACCCAUCAGUUGUGACCAACAGCUUAAUGAUAAACAAAACGAAGUGUUAAGACGUGGCGCCAGUCUUGCGCUAUCGGAAACUGCCAAACACUUCGGCGCCGACAUACCAACCAAAUUGCCUAAUCUUUGGGAACAAAUCACACAAAUUGUCGAUUACUCUGAAAAGUCCAAAAAUGAUGGCUUAAGUCUAGAUGAAGCCAAAAGUCUUUUACAAUGUCUACAAGUAUUGGAAAUAAUUGGUCCUCAUUUGCAUCAAGAAUUACAUUCAUAUCUCAAAUCAUUGUUGAAUUCAUUGUGUUUAUGUCUGGAAAGUCCAUUGAUAGCUAUCAGACAUUUGGCCUCCCGUUGUUUCGGUAUGUUUAGUCAUGUGAUAAAAGCCGAUACGAUGGACGUUGUCUUGUCGACCAUUUUGGAACUAUUAGAACUGUCCGAAUCUGAUACCAACAGACAGGGAGCUUUAGAAGCUAUUCAUUGUGUUACCGAUAGUCUCGGCUUUAGUAUAGUACCAUAUAUUGUCUUAUUAAUUGUACCGAUGUUGGGCCGUAUGAGCGAUCACAACGACAGUGUCCGACUACUCGCCACUCAUUGUUUUGCCCAAUUAGUUCAACUGAUGCCACUGGACAACGAUAACAACAACAAGUCCAGUGCCAACAACACCAACAAUACUGUGAUCAAGAAAGAGUUAAUGGAAAAGAAGCAAAAGGAACGACGCUUUUUGGAACAGCUAAUGAAUAUUAAGAAAUUAGAUGAUUACAAACUGCCGGUACCGGUGAAGGCCGAACUCAGACAGUAUCAACAGGAUGGUGUCAAUUGGCUGGGAUUUCUUAAUAAAUACAAACUACACGGCAUAGUAGCAGACGAAAUGGGUUUGGGAAAGACAUUGCAGGCCAUCUGUAUUCUGGCAUCGGAUCACCAUUAUUUGUCCAUCAAAGUGGAGAACUCGUCUAUUGAAUGCAAACAAAUGGCAUCGAUAGUGAUAUGUCCGCCAACAUUGACCGGCCAUUGGCUCUACGAGAUCGACAAGUUUGUCAGUACUCAAUAUUUACGUCCACUUCAUUAUACGGGUCCACCAAAUGAACGAACGAAACUGCGGAAGAAAAUCAAACGAAACGAUAAUAAAGUUGUCUAUAAUAUAGUGAUCGCGUCCUACGAUAUCGUUCGCAAUGAUAUUGAAUUUUUUUCGACAAUUCACUGGAACUACUGUGUCUUAGAUGAAGGCCAUGUCAUCAAAAAUGGCAAAACAAAACUGUCGAAAGCGAUUAAAUCGUUGUUUGCCAAUCAUCGGCUAAUUUUGACGGGAACGCCAAUCCAGAACAAUGUACUGGAAUUGUGGUCACUGUUCGACUUUUUGAUGCCCGGCUUUCUCGGUACUGAACGCCAAUUUAUGGCCCGAUAUUCUCGUCCAAUACUCCAAAGUCGUGACGCCAAGUCUUCAUCGAAAGAACAAGAGGCCGGCGUACUAGCCAUGGAAUCUCUUCAUCGACAAGUUUUGCCAUUCAUAUUGCGACGAAUGAAAGAAGACGUACUGAAAGACUUGCCGCCGAAGAUAAUGCAAGACUACUAUUGCGAGUUGAGUUCGUUGCAGUCAAAACUGUACGAAGAUUUUGCCAAAAGCAAAGCCCGUCAGAGUCUACAGGAUUCGGUUGCCACCGAUAAUACUACUACCGAUAAGAGUAACACUUCCGCCACCGACAAGACCAACAUUGCUUCGGCACACAUAUUCCAAGCGUUGCAAUACUUGCGUAAAGUUUGCAAUCAUCCGAAACUGGUGCUCAGUCCCACUCAUCCGCAAUACGAAACCAUUACAUCACAGCUGAAACAGGAGAAGAGUUCGCUGUCCGAUAUCACUCAUGCGGCAAAACUGUGCGCUUUAAGACAACUGCUACUCGACUGCGGUAUUGGUACACAACAAAGCAACCAAAUUAACGCUACGGAACCAGUGGUUAAUCAACACAGAGCUUUAGUAUUCUGUCAGCUCAAGAGUAUGUUAGAUAUUGUCGAAAAUGAUUUAUUGAGAGCACAUAUGCCAUCCGUUACAUACUUGCGUCUCGACGGAAACAUUCCUCCCAUUCAAAGACAUUCAGUUGUUCAUCGAUUCAAUAACGAUCCGUCUAUUGAUAUACUAUUGCUUACCACUCAGGUGGGUGGUUUGGGUCUGAAUCUUACAGGUGCCGAUACUGUCAUAUUUGUUGAACACGACUGGAAUCCGAUGAAAGACUUGCAGGCCAUGGACAGAGCGCACAGAAUUGGUCAGAAAAAAGUGGUUAAUGUUUAUCGAUUGAUAACUACCGGUACUCUUGAAGAAAAAAUAAUGGGUUUACAAAAGUUUAAGCUGACAAUAGCCAACACUGUUAUCAGCAGUGAUAAUAGCAAUUUGCAGACAAUGGCGACCGACCAACUGUUGGAUCUGUUUAGUUUUGGUCAUAACAGCAGAAGUGGUGAUACAGCGAACAAAGGGAUCACUGGCGGUGGCGGUUCCGGAAGCGGUGGCUCCGGUAUGAAGAAUGUUCUCGAAAAUUUGCCCGAACUCUGGGACUCUCAACAGUACGACAAUGAAUACGAUUUGACUCAAUUCAUUCAGUCAUUAAAGUCUUAA